Oenanthe melanoleuca is the source of this 1337-nucleotide messenger RNA. RefSeq names its product histone RNA hairpin-binding protein-like. The record is from RefSeq and is a predicted model, not a curated record. Gene Ontology annotation, molecular function: histone pre-mRNA stem-loop binding; mRNA binding. Gene Ontology annotation, biological process: mRNA transport; mRNA 3'-end processing by stem-loop binding and cleavage. Lineage: Eukaryota; Metazoa; Chordata; Aves; Passeriformes; Muscicapidae. Gene Ontology annotation, cellular component: histone pre-mRNA 3'end processing complex; cytoplasm. The transcript is spliced from 9 exons. Bases 212 to 1045 code for a protein of 277 amino acids.
CCGCACCUGUGCCCGUGGAGGCGCCCCGCGGGGAGGCGGAGCGGGCGGUGCCGCUCAGCGCCGGCGGGAGAUGCGAAGGGGCUGAGCGGGAAGGCGGCAGCGCUCCCUCGGCUCUGCCUCAGACUCACCGCCCGGCUCUCCUCCACCGCCCGCCGCAGCUCUCCGCGCCCCGCUCUGCCUCCAGCCCUCCCUCCCGUGGAUCCCCCGCGCCAUGUCUUUCCGCCAGAGGAGCCCGCACGGCAGCACCCAGAGCAGCCCGCAGCACCCCCCGCGCUGGGCCCAGGCUCGGAAACGCGGCGCCGAUGGGAAGCGGCGGAGGCAGAACGAGCCCGAAUCCUCCGUGUUUGAGGACAACAAGCCCAGGCCUGGGGACGGCCGGCUGGACAGUUUUACAACACCAGAAGGUCCUGGACCCCUUUCCCGGUGUUCAGACUGGGGAACUGCAGUGGAAGAAGAUGAAAUGAGGACCAACAUUAACAAAGAAAUUGCAAGACACAGAAGAAAACUCCUGAUAAAUGAAUUUUCAAGAGAAAGGAAGUCCUCCUCAGGAAGUUCUGAUUCAAAGGAGUCCACGGCAACAGUAGAAUUUGAGACAGAUGAGGUGGUUUUGAUGAGAAGACAAAAACAGAUAAACUAUGGAAAAAACAUGAUUGCAUAUGAUAGAUACAUCAAAGAAGUUCCUAGAUGCCAUCGUGUACCAGGAGUUCAUCCCAGAACUCCAAACAAAUUUAAGAAGUACAGCCGUAGGUCGUGGGACCAGCAAAUUAAACUGUGGAAAGUUGCACUGCAUUCCUGGGAUCCUCCAGCUGAAGAAGGAUGUGAUCUGCAGGAAAUUUUUCCUGUUGAUCUUGGUGAGAUGGAGACAGAAUCUGUUGGAAGCAAUUCUACUGAAUCUCAAACAAGCUGUCAAGAUAAUGAUGACACCUGUUCUGGCACGCCCACCAAAGUUAGACAUGCUGACUAUCCAGCAGAAGGAGAAUUUGACUUGGAAGUGUGUUCAAGUGAACCACUGGAUGAAUUUGAUACUAAACAAUUGGAAGUUUAAUACCCUUAAGAAAUUGGAGGUCAACAUGGUAAAGUCUAUGCAAUAAUGUUUUGGGUUUUAUUAGAAGCAGUAGCCUUAAUUUUAAAUUUGUAAAUAGUCAUCAGUCAUUUAUUAAUGCUGUCAAGAAAACAGUAUCUAGGGAGGGUGCUUGAUUCUUCCAGUUUUCUGUUUUUAAUGUAAAACUGUUGUAAAUGUUAACAACUGUACAGAUUUUCUGCUGGGAGCAGUUUGUGUUUCUGUUGCUUUUGUGUGGGAUGUUGCUGGAAAAUAAACAGAACUGCAUUUACUUUUA